CGCUGGAGAGAGACGCAGAUACCUCAGCCAAAAUCACAGUCCAGUCACACGCAAAGAGCAGUUAAUUUCUCCUUUUAUUAGUUUUAACCGCUUAAGUUAAAGAGAACGUAUUCAGGCAACAGCGGACAGGGUUUUAUUCAACUUCAAGCAUGGCUUUGGAUAAUAACGAUUCUUGAAGUGUCAAACUGCGCCUCAGACCUUCAGAAAACACCGACUGACAAGAUCCACAGCAGCAGAGCUUUCGUCUCCCAUCAUGAAGACUGCAGGAGAGCCAGACAACCAAAGGAGCAGGCGCCAGAAUCUUCCCCAGGACGGGAUGCCGUGCUGGGCCAAGAGGGUCACGAUGAAGCGGUUCGUCUGUGUGCUGGUGGUGCUCUUCGUCUCUUUGCCGAAGGUGAACUGCAGGAAGGAGAGUGUGCCAAGAGUUAAACUCAACUACAAAGAGCUGAUCCAGUCUCGAAGCGUGGUGCCGUUUGUGGGUUCCAGUGAAGGACAGCAGUUUCUCACAGUUCUGUUGGAUCAGGAAAGAAGCAGAUUACUACUUGGAGCCAAAGACCACAUCUACUUACUGGACCCUGACAACAUCAAUAAACACCCCAAAAAGCUAAACUGGCCAGCUUCGAGAGACAGGGUGGAUAUGUGUAUACUGGCUGGCAAAAACCCUCAUACCGAGUGUGCCAAUUUCAUUCGAGUUUUACACAACUAUAAUCGGACCCAUGUCUACGCCUGUGGCACUGGAGCCUUCCAUCCCAUCUGUGCUUUUUUGGAGGUCAAAGGUCACAAAGAGGACAGCUGGCUGCACCUCCACAGUAACAGUGUUGAAUCUGGCAGACUGAAAUGUCCUUUUGAUCCACGGCAACCUUUCGCCUCGGUUCUGACAGAUCAGUAUCUGUACGCUGGCACGGCGUCUGAUUUCCUGGGGAAGGACAGCAUGUUUAGCCGCUCUCUCGGCCCGCCCCCUGACCAGCAGUACAUCCGAACGGACAUCUCUGAGGACUACUGGAUCAACAAGGCCAAGUUUAUUUCCGCCCAUCCCAUCGCGGACACCUACAACCCUGAUGAUGACAAGAUUUACUUCUUCUUCCACGAGGCAUCCCGUGAUGGGACCACUACGGAUAAGAGCGUGCUGUCUCGUGUCGCCCGGAUCUGCAAGAAUGAUGUAGGGGGUUUGAGAAGUCUCACCAACAAGUGGACGACGUUCCUCAAAGCAAGACUUGUGUGUUCCAUUCCUGGACCGGACGGAGUAGACACGCACUUUGAUGAGCUACAGGACAUCUUUCUGCUUCCUAGUAGAGAUGAGAGAAAUCCAGUAGUGUACGGCGUGUUCACCACCACAAGCUCUAUUUUUAAAGGAUCGGCCGUGUGUGUCUACGACAUGGACGACAUCCGUGCAGCGUUUAAUGGGCCAUAUGCUCACAAAGAAGGACCAGAUCAUCGCUGGGUGGAGUAUGAAGACAGAAUCCCCUACCCACGACCGGGCACUUGCCCAAGUCGGACGUAUGAUCCUCAUAUUAAAACGACUAAAGACUUUCCAGACGAAGUCAUCAGUUUUAUACGAGUGCAUCCGCUCAUGUACCGCUCCGUGUACCCAAUGACGGGACGACCCAUUUUUACUCGUAUCAACACAGAGUACCGGCUCACUCAGAUUGUGGUGGACCGUGUGGCAGCUGAGGACGGACAGUAUGCUGUUAUGUUUUUGGGCACAGAUACGGGUUACGUUUUGAAGGUUGUCAGCAUUACUCAGGAAAACUGGUCCACAGAAGAGAUCAUCUUAGAGGAGCUUCAGGUGUUCAAGAACCCCUCUCCCAUUCUUAACAUGAAAAUCUCCUCAAAGCAGCAGCAGCUGUUUGUUGGAGGAAGCGACGGGUUGGUGCAGGUGGCCCUGCACAGGUGCCAUAUUUAUGGGCAGGGCUGUGCAGAAUGCUGUCUGGCGAGGGACCCGUAUUGCGCCUGGGACGGCACCCAGUGUUCCAGAUACAUACCAGCCUCUAAGAGGAGGGCCAGAAGGCAGGACAUCAAACAUGGAGACCCGUCCAGCCAUUGUUGGGAUACAGAUGAUGUGAGGAAUAUCGAAGAGAAGGUGUUGUACGGAGUGGAGAGUAACUCGUCUUUUCUUGAGUGUGUCUCUAAAUCCCAGCAGGCCCAGAUCCGAUGGUUCAUCCUUAAGCCAGGAGCUGACCACCGGCAAGAGAUCAAACCAGAUGACCGUGUGGUCGUAACAGAGCGGGGUUUGCUGAUUCGUUGGCUCCAGCGUAGUGACGCCGGUUCGUAUUUCUGCACCUCUCAGGAACACAGCUUCACCCGUACCCUCCUACACCUCUCUCUUCAUGUCUUGGAAAGAGGACAAAUCCACGGACACCCAACUGUUUCACAAGCAUUGUCAGAAAACCCCAUCGCGACGGAGAUUACGGCGGCGGAACCUCGCCAACGCUACAAGGAUUACUUGCGCUUGCUGAGCGGUCCUGCGCGCUCUCUGGACGAGUACUGUGAAACGCUCUGGCACAGAGAGAAGAAGCAAAAACAGAAGGGCAAAUGGAAACACGUCCAAGAGUUCCGCAAAAGUAGGAAUCGACGUCACCAUUAGGGGUGCCAAUGAUGACUGUUGGAUUUGGUCGUGAAGUUAAAAAGUACCAAUGCCCUCGUUAGCACUGGCAGAGGAUUAGCUCAAUUGUAAACCAAAUGCAAGAAGAGACAUUCAUCUUCUCCUUCAGUGCACCUAAAGCGAUCCACUGAUUCUUUACCAAUGUUAAAAGGAAUAUUUCAGGUUCAAGUUAAGCUCAAUCAACAGCAUUUGUGGCAUAAUGUUGAUUAACACAAAACAUAUUUAGACUUGUUGCUCCUUUAUCAUUUUCUGAAAGCAUGUACAUUAAUUGUUCAGUUAAAACUUGUGCAUUAUUUGAGCUUUAUAACAUGAGUCUGUUGAAUGCUUGAUUCUGAUUGGCUGAUGGACGUUUUAAGGUGUGCAAUCAUUUUUCAAGUAAACGCACGGCUAUAAAGUAGUUCCAGUGUGACCGCAUAACAGUUCCACAUCACUUCACCAAAUUAUUUCAGUUAUUUCAAAGAGCCCGACAGCCGACCACAACAAAAUAACAAAAUAAGACAUUGGUUAAGAACGUCAAAACAAUGUCUAAAAUAUCCAACAUAUAUUUCAAUUUCGUUUAAAAAGAUGCCCUGAUGCUCCCUUGUCUCCCCUGCACUUACACACACACACACACACACACACACACAGCAUACUGAGACUCAAGUCGCAACCGAAAAAUAGAGCUACACAACCGCGACUUGAUCAAUAAAUAAUUUCUAUUAUCCAAAAUAACUUAUAAUGUUUCAAUAUAUUUCGCCCUAAUCAGCCUCGCAUAGCUGUACAGUUAAACACCAUGCUACCCCUCCCGCCCCCCCCCCGUUUCGCUCUCACACACACACACACACAGAGAGAGAGAGAGAAAAGCAGCACAAGCCUCUGUUGCUGGUUCUAACAUGACGUUUUUGAAAUAGCAAUGAAGACUUACAUUUAAGCUUUUAUCCAAAGUGACUUACAGUGCACUUAUUACAGGGACAAUCCCCCCGGAGCAACCUGGAGUUAAGUGCCUUACUCAAGGACACAAUGGUGGUGGCCGUGGGGAUCGAACCAGCAACCUCCUGAUUACCAGUUAUGUGCUUUAGCCCACUACACCACCACCACUUGAGCUGUAUUAAAUCAAGAUACACUUGAUCAAUACAACAGUUUCUAUAUUACCUGAAAUAUCUGUGUGUAAAACCCUCACGCCCCCCCCCCUCUCUCUCUCUCUCUCUGUCUCCCUCUCACACACACACAUUAAACGUGUAACGCACACAUUUAAGGCCCAGACUCGUGAGUGAAAAACAUGUCGUAAUGUUUUGCAUAUCAGUGGGGAUUUGUUAAGAUUUCUAAAAGCGCAAUAUGGUGGCACGCAUCUUGCCGAUUUUGAAGCGAUGUUACUUCUGACACAAAAUGCUCCCAGAAAUCCCAGAAGUAAUCUCUCUCAUUUUCUGCGUUUCUCUCUUCGAUCCAUCAAGUGUGAACUCUCACACACACGCACAAACACACUAACUUGUUCCUCCAGUGAGUCCUCAAGUAAAGCAACGCAAGCAUCCGUUGCUAGUUCUUACGUGACGUAGCAACGAAGGCUCCGACUGUAUUAAAACAAGACGCUGAAUAUGUGGCGGAAGAAAGUAGUUACACUCACUAGAGCGUUUUAGGGAUGAAAAUCAGAAAAUGUUUUGAGAUAAAACUCUAAAUGAUGUUUUAAGGUGUGGUAACCGUGGUAACCGCGGAAUGAUUGACUCCGGCCCGUGGAAUUGUUUAAAAAUAAUGCACACCUGAGGUGGUAUUUAAAUUGUUUAAACUGUCAUUUUUAAAGUCAUUUUAGGGUUUACAAAUGUAGUUCUAAAUUGGAACACUGGAAAGGUUAGUAAGUGAAUUUAUCACACUAAAGUCAUGUUUACAUGCAUAUUGUUUACGUCUUGUGGCUAUACCUUUGAAACAGUGUACGGAUUGUCCCAUUGACUUCCAUUGUAAGUGUCUCACUGUAACACAGAUUUGUGAGAGACUAGUCUAAAUAUUGUUUUGUGGUAAUCAACAUUAUGCCACUAUUGUAGCCUAAAAUAACCCUUGUGACCACCAGUCAUCUUGACUGCUCUUUAAUAUAAGCGUAUGGAAUAGGGAAGAUCGGGGCUAGUUGACACACUUUUUAUUUCUGUGAAUAUUUCUCAAUGUAUGUUUAUAAUUGAGAGUCAGUUUCUGUAUAGACACGUAACUCGAAGUCUUGGCUACAAAAAAGCCACUGAACAUUUUCAUCGUUAUUACCCAAGAUAUAGUUGAACACAAAUGGACCUUUUGUGAAAACUUGCCCCAAUGUGACACACACAUUGGUGUACAGUGGUGUAGGUUUCAUGUGAACAUUACGGGGGGUACACAUCCACUCGUCACCACCACCGGCUUUCUUUAAAUCUACACAUGCAUUCAACUUUUUCAGCUAAAUUUAAAUAGUUAAACAAUUAUGAAGCACCAAACAAUUUAUGACACAACAACAACACCAAAAAAAGGUAACACACAAAAAUAUCAAACAAUUGUUUUAGCCCAAAAAUAUUUUAAAUAAUGCAUUUGGGACAUUUAAAACACCCUGACUGUCAUAAAAUAUACCUUUCUCCAAAUAACACAUUUUAGACUUUCAUUAAAGGUCUGCCUCUUACUGAAUGUAUGCAAGUGUGGUUUAGUGUGUGUGCGCAUUUACAAAAAGUGUUCAAAUUUAAGAGGGUUUGGAAUGAGGUGUUUGAAGUCAACAUACCAAACCUCUUCUAGAGAAAACACACAUUUGUGUAAUUGUACGGUUAACUCCAAAAUGUAUCCUUACAGAGAUGUAGCCCUUAUGGCAACGUCCUUAUGUGACAACUUGCCCCGGUCUCCCCUAUUAAAAGCACAUACCUCUUCAAACUCUAUAACACAUAAUGGGGCUGAACGAUUCAUCAAAAUUAAAUAGAAUUUGUGAUAGCCGCAAAGGCUGCGAUUUAAUUCAUUACAUAAAUAGUGUGCACACUCUGCUCUCUGCGCUUGUGCAGCACGGUCCUCUGUAAUGUUACACAUACUCAAAGCAGUUAUUUACAGCACUCUAGAUUAUUCCCAAAUAUGUUUGACCGCUAAAAGUUACAAUCCAAUUCUAAAGUAACCUCUAAACACACGGACAGAAGAGUGGAUGCAUUAAAAGGUAAUUGUCAAAACUCAAAGACAAACAGAAAUGUCUUCCUUCAGUGUUCGCCAAAAUAAAAGCUUCCGCCAAAAUAAAGGCCUGCAUGCAGGUUAAGAGAAUAUAACAUACAUAUCGUACUGUUUGACAACAAUAAUAAUAAUAAUAAUAGUUGUUGUUGUUGUUAAUUUUCUAUUUUGCAUUUCUAUUCAAUUUCUAUUCUAUUAUGCAUUAUUAAUGUCUCAUAAAACACCUUAUAAUAUGUUAUAACUUCUCAUAAAUUAUUGUAACUACAAUUAUAAUACAUUAUAAUACUUAUCUAUUCAUAGUUAUACUUUAGAGUAUAAUGCAUCAUAACACAACAGCAUUUAAUUUGAUCUGCAGAUGUUAUAAUGUAUUAUAAUGUAUUGUAAGGGGGGAUAAUGAUGGGCAAGGAGGAGGCGAGAACCGGCUUAACAAUAUAAAUAAAAUUUAAUUAAAUAAGACACACAUAAAGAGCAGCUGCCUGUAAUUCUCUCUCUCUCUCUCGAACUGUCGUCACCGGCCGCCGUUAUCCCUCGAGCACUCCAUCAGGCUGAUUGGGGACCGGUCGUGCAUCGUUCCAGCCCGGCCGCGCCCCCCUCCGCUCUACAUGUAUAUAUUUGUAAUCUUGUCAAUAAAAUAAAAGUACAUUAUUUAAAACAUCAAUAAGAUAUGUUUAAGUGGUAAUAAGACAUUAUAAGUCAUGCAGGAAGUUAUAAACAUUACACAUGCACAAAAUACAAAAUAAAACACAUUAAGUUUUUAAUUUUUAGAUAUUACGAAAAACACGUGUAAAGCUACAAAUUUAAAAUAUAUCAGAAAUUCGAAAUAUUUAUGUUGAUCACAUGUUGCCGAACUUCUUGGAUUUAAACACACCCAAGUAUAUAUAUAUAUAUAUAUAUAUAUAUAUAUAUAAUCAAACUGACUCUAUACUGAACUCUAUUCAAUAAACUUUAAUGUUUGUGCAUCUUAUUUUAUUAAUAACUUCCAUUAUAUAAGUUUGACUUGUAAUGUUUUAUAUGUUAUAAGUUUGUUAUAACUGUUUAUAAGACGAUAUUGAUUUUGUAACUUUAUUUAAAGCAGAUAAAGAACAUUUAUAAUAUCACGUCAUAAAGUCUUUUAACUGUUUACACUAUAAAGCAUUUAUAACAUUAACUUUAUUAACUUCUGAUGUGUUAUAACUGGAUGUUGCUUGUGUUAUAACACAUUAUACUCUAAAGUAUAACUAUGAAUAGAGGAAGUCUUAUAAUGUACUUAUAACUGUAGUUAUAAUUAUUUAUGAGAAGUUAUAACUUAUUAUAAUGCAUAUUAUGAGACAUUAUGAAUGCAGUAUAAUGUAUUUAUAAUGCCUUUAUAAUGCAUUAAAUAUAUGGGGUUCAUAGAAAGUGUUACCAAUAACUUUAAUGGGUUCUGAAAAAUAAUGAUGAAGUGGGCUGAGACCCUUUCACAAAGUCAACAGAAACAGGUACAGAGUGAACACAUAAAGGAGAUGUGAAUGUGUGUUUCUAUGUUUCACUGUAUAUUUUUGUUUUUCAUUUAGUCUGGUUGUUUUUAAGAGGAUGAAAGUGUGAAUCCUGCUUUGAACAGUAUUUGUAUUGGCAGUAGAGUGUGUUUGCCCACGACUUAAUUUUGGGAAACACUUACUUGUUGUUUGUUUGUUUGUUUUAAUAAUCAAAUUGCAGUUCAAAUAACAAUUGUAAAUAAUUUUUUUUUCCAAAACUGUCAAUUUUUUGUCCAAAUUGUUUAGCCCUAAAAUAUAAUCUAAUACACAAGUUCAGAAAAACGAUGUGUUUAUUUUCACUCUGGAAACAAAAGCAAUAUUGCACCACUUCAUUGCCAAGAAUGAAAAUGCAUUCAUGUUGAAUAUAUGUAAAUAUUUACAUUGUUUGUACAUUAGAUAUGAUACAUAGAGGCUGUUUUGCUCUUGUUUGUUUGAGACUAUGAUUAUAGCCAAGCAUUCCAGUUCAGAGUAAAGUGCAUUAUUGUUUAUGCUUGCAAUGUGUCAUACUGUAGGUAGAUUCUUCAUGGUAUAUGACAUUAUUUAAAAUGGUAAUGGUGUCAAAAUAAACUUUUUUAUUUCUACUUAACAGUGCAGUGAAGAGAUGUGCAACAGAUUAACUUUAAUAUUUUAGUAAAUGUUCUGUAGCUCAAAUUGAAGAAUUCAAUUGAAUCAAAAGCCCCGUUAUCUGGUAUUAAGAUGCGUUUUGGGCGAUCGAUCACCCGUGAACGGGCAAGCCACUGUUUACACCUGGUCGUAAUGUGUGUCUCUUUUGACCACUUGGGAAGGUCUCUGAUUUAAGGACGGCAUACAUUAAUCAUUACGUCAGUGUAUUACUACAUGAUAAUAA
Xyrauchen texanus (razorback sucker) is the source of this 8068-nucleotide messenger RNA. Its product is annotated as semaphorin-3D. Gene Ontology annotation, biological process: negative chemotaxis; positive regulation of cell migration; semaphorin-plexin signaling pathway. Bases 254 to 2584 code for a protein of 776 amino acids. The transcript is spliced from 18 exons. The record is from RefSeq and is a predicted model, not a curated record. NCBI's taxonomy places the organism in Eukaryota, Metazoa, Chordata, Actinopteri, Cypriniformes, Catostomidae. Gene Ontology annotation, molecular function: semaphorin receptor binding; chemorepellent activity.